Messenger RNA from Penaeus monodon (black tiger shrimp), 2154 nucleotides. RefSeq names its product Krueppel homolog 1-like. Lineage: Eukaryota; Metazoa; Arthropoda; Malacostraca; Decapoda; Penaeidae. The record is from RefSeq and is a predicted model, not a curated record. Bases 801 to 1718 code for a protein of 305 amino acids. The transcript has 4 exons.
UUUCAGACGCUCUUUCAGACUAACCCUUGCAAGCACCCUAUUGUGUUCCUCAAGGAUGUCAAGGGACAAGAGCUGGAGGCUCUCAUAGAAUUUAUUUAUAAAGGAGAAGUGAGUGUAUCACAGUCAGAACUAGCUUCCCUGAUAAGUACAGCUGAAAAUUUAAAGAUAAAGGGUCUUGCAGAACCAGAGAGACCAACAGAAAAGACUGUUAAAAGAAUAGCCUCCCCUCCUAGACCUCAGCCCCCUCCCCUUCCCCCCCAGCCAGCCCCUGCCACGCCAGUAGGGGUGACGCAGCAUCACCAGGUGUCAAAAUAACCCUCAAAUCUAGUCCUGUCGCUAAGCGGAAAAAAACAGAACAGUUCAAUGUACAGAGUAGUUAUGUUGGUGUUAGAGAGAACCAGGAGGAGGUUGUGACUGUUGAAGCGGGCAAUGGCGAGAACUUGAGCCUCCGCGGUGAGAACCUGAGCCUCCGUGGUGAGAACCUAAGCAUCCGCGGAGAUCACCCGGCCCCGCAGGUGGUGUUAGUGCCCUCCCAUGAGCCUGCGCACCAACCGGAAGUCACACCCCAUACGCCACAGCCUUACGCUAGUCACCACGGUCCCAUCACCGCGUCGGAGGGGGUCCUGUACUCGGUCUCAGGGACGGCCAUCUACGCGGGCACAGCGCAGGUCAGCUCGUCGAGCAGAGGGGAGCAGGUCACCAGAGAAGUGUACCCACAGGGCGACCAGUAUCACAGCAGCGACGAGGGGAAACCCUUUCCUGGGCCCCCCGGGUCCGCGCAACCGCAUGCCGAGGCUUCAAUGACCAUAAAACUGGAGCCCACCAGUGCAGGAGUGUCUGCCGAGACCUGGGAAGGGAGCAACCAGAGCUACGAGGAUGGAGGGGGAGGCAUUGGGGGGAGUGGGAGUGGGCCUGGGGUAGUGCCAACGAGCAGUGACCCCCUCACUAUGCAGCUCCCCCUCCAUUCGGAUAUGACCGAAUCCUCGCAGCUCCACGACUCCUCGAGAGGCAUAGCAGCGUUGCGCAGACUAGGCCGGCCCCACCCCUGCCCGUUCUGCAACAAAGUCUUCCCCUUCAAGUCCAUCCUUCGCAACCACUUGAGAAUACACACAGGGGAGAAGCCCUAUGCAUGUCGAGUGUGCGGGCGGUCAUUCAAUCACUGCAGUAACUAUUAUAAACACGAAAGAGCUUGUGCCUUGAAGCUUGCAGAGUCUGCUGAGGAUCAGACGGCAACUGCCUCAACAGUUCUGGGUGGAGACCCACAGGGAGAGGUCUGGGGGGAGCCUAGGGAUGCCUCUUCUCAGUUACACAGUUCCCAGUAUCAGCAGCAAAGCACUAGUCAGCAACUAACAGCUCAGCAUACUCAUUCCUCUCACCACUCCCUACAUGCAUUCCCCUCCCUUCAGCAGCAACAUUCCCACCCAUCAACGUCGCAAAUCCAGCCCUCCGUGCAGCUGACACCAUCCUCGCAACAGCCUUCACCCCUCUCCUUAGGACCCCAAGGCCACAACCCUCAGUACCCUUCUCGUUCGUCUAACAGCACCCACCAACCCUCCUCCUCAAAACCCUCACCUCCCACGUCAUCUCACGCGCCUCAGCACCGCAUUUCCAUAAUUCCUCAGCUGCCCCUGAACUCCCCUCACUCGGAGGACCGCCCCCGAGAGUCCCCGUCACAUGAGCAAAGCAAAAAUGUAAUGGAAGCGGGGACAAAUCCAUGAUGUAGAUACAUGUAGGGAGAAGAGCGAGGCAUCCACGAUAUCAGAAAGUGGGAAGAACUUGAGGCAUUACCAAGGGGAAGGUGUUUUCCUUUUCCUCCGUUUUUUGUUCCACUUGAGUGUAGAUCUGAGUAAUCAUUUUCCCCAAAAUACCAAUGGUUUUCAUGAAUGUGAUAUAUGAUAUCCUGGUAUUGCAGUAAGAAAAUUUAUAUAUUAAAGCAAUUUUGUAAAUACAAAAUCAAAAUGAAUUUAAAUGUUUAUUUUGUAGUAAAUUCAGUACUCUAUUUCUAGGGCAAGUAUCAAGUCAGAAAACUAUUAAGAUUCAGUAUGAUAAAGGUUAAUGUAAGAAAUGUAUAUCUAGUGAUUGGAUGUUUGUAAUUCUUUGCAUAUAGAUUUUUUUCUUUUCUUUUUUAAUGAAGAUAAAAUGUGUACAUUUGUC